UAUGUUUGUGUAUAUAAGUGUAUGUGCGUACGAGAGUUCAGAUCGAAUUAUUCGAUUUGAAGACAUCCAUUAGUCAUAUUAUUAUCGGAGUUACACCGGUGUUUCUUUCGAGCAUUGGCCGCUAGCACCGCUGAUCUCGAAGACUCGUCGACGAAGUCGGUGUGGAUACCGGUAGAGGCGUCACGCUUGGGACGCUCGGUCGACAGUUUAAAAGAUUCCAGAUUGCCAUGGCCGAUACAGCUGAUGAUAAGCUCCACAUAGUGAUGUUUCCAUGGCUGGCUUUUGGCCACAUGAUCCCAUACUUGGAGCUCACCAAGCAUUUCGGGAGAAAGGGUCACCGUGUCUCUUUCCUUUCGACCCCACGAAACAUCGAUCGGCUUCCGGGAAUCCCCCUGGACCUCGUAGCCCUGGUUGAAUACGUGAAAAUUCCGCUUCCUGCCGUGGAGAACCUGCCCGAAACUGCUGAGGCUACCAGUGACUUGCCCUAUGACAAGAUCCAGUACUUAAAGAUAGCACACGACAAGCUCCUCGAUCCCGUGGCCAAGUUCCUCAAGUCGUCCGACGCAGACUGGAUAAUCUACGACUUCGCCGCUUACUGGAUCGGACCCAUCGCCCGCGAACUGAGCAUCAAGAGUGCCCAGUUCAGUAUCUUCUUCGCGUCGAGCUUGGCCUUCAUGGGGCCCACAUGGUCCCUCAUGGGAGGGGACUACCGGAAGGCACCCGAGGACUACACGGUCGCUCCCAAGUGGAUCCCAUUCCAGACGAGCCUCGCGUUUCGACUUUUCGAGAUAAAGAGGAUCUUCGACUCCUUUGAUGGGAAUGCUUCGGGUGUGACCGACAUUUAUCGGUUUGGAGCAGGGCAGGAGAGCGCGGACCUCAUAAUGGUCAGGAGUAGCUACGAGGUCCAGCCUGAGUGGCUCAAGCUCCUCGGGGACCUCAUUCCGAAACCUGUCUUGCCGGUGGGUCAGUUGCCCCCGGGACAGGGAGAUUAUGGUCACAGCAAGGAGACUGAUGAGUGGCAAUGGAUAAACGAGUGGCUCGACUCAAAAGAGAGGGGCUCCGUCGUUUACAUUGCAUUCGGAACCGAGUCGAAACCGACCCAAGUCGAACUGACUCAGAUCGCUCUCGGGCUGGAGAAAUCCAGGUUACCGUUCUUCUGGGUCCUUAAGACCCAACUUGGGUCAUCCGAUGUAGAUCGGGUCGAACUUCCAGAUGGAUUCAUGGAGAGGGUCAAAGGCCGGGGACUCGUGUGGACGAGCUGGGCACCUCAGCUCAAGGUACUGGCGCACGACUCGGUGGGCGGGUUCCUGAGCCAUUGUGGGGGUACCUCAGUUGUGGAGGCGAUGAGCCUCGGGAAACCUCUUAUAAUGUUCCCGCUCUUAUCGGAUCAGGCGUUGAAUGCUCGCCUUUUGGAGGAGAAGCAGAUGGGGCACCCGAUCCUAAGGAACGAGUCGGACGGGUCAUUCACGAGCGACUCCGUAGCGCAAUCGUUGAGGCUGGUGAUGGUAGAGGAGGAAGGAAAGGUUUACCGAGAGAAGGUGAAGGAGAUGAGAAGUGCUUAUGGAAACAUGGAUAUUCAAAACCGUUACAUAGAUAAUUUACUGAAUCAUUUGAAAGCAAACCGACCUGUCGCCAAGAUUCAUUCUACAUAGCAAACUCGAUAAUCUUAUUCUCACACUUGGGAUCUUAACCUGUAGCAUUUGUAUGUUCAAUCUUACCGUCCUCUUCAAUGUACGAGCGAGAUCACGCCUGUCUUGCUUAAGCUUGGAUUUCCUAGGAUUAUGCUAGUAUAAUAAGCUGGUCGAGCUGUCUUGCAUUGUACGGUCGAUUUCUAUCUUCUUCUUCUUGUUUAUGAGUUUAUCUAUUUGUCCUAUCAAACCAGUGAAUUGUUGGCAAAGUGUAUGUA
This is a messenger RNA of Punica granatum (pomegranate), 1906 nucleotides long. The record is from RefSeq and is a predicted model, not a curated record. Lineage: Eukaryota; Viridiplantae; Streptophyta; Magnoliopsida; Myrtales; Lythraceae.